Messenger RNA from Malassezia restricta, 579 nucleotides. Its product is annotated as large subunit ribosomal protein L9e. NCBI's taxonomy places the organism in Eukaryota, Fungi, Basidiomycota, Malasseziomycetes, Malasseziales, Malasseziaceae. Gene Ontology annotation, biological process: cytoplasmic translation. Gene Ontology annotation, molecular function: rRNA binding; structural constituent of ribosome. Gene Ontology annotation, cellular component: cytosolic large ribosomal subunit; ribosome. The transcript is spliced from 4 exons. Bases 1 to 579 code for a protein of 192 amino acids. The record is from RefSeq and is a predicted model, not a curated record.
AUGCUUACCAUCUACAAGGAUUUGGAUCUUGAAAUCCCUGCCAACGUCACGGUUGAGCUCGAGUCGCGUAUCGUGAAGGUCAAGGGCCCCCGCGGUGAGCUCCAGAAGAACCUCCGUCAUAUGGCCAUGGACUUGCGUCUUGUGAAGAGCCCCAAGGGUACUAAGCUGAAGUUUGUCGUCUGGCACGCUAGCCGCAAGCACCUCGCCUGCCUUCGUACGGCGAAGGCUGCUGUGGCUAACAUGAUCAAGGGUGUCACACUGGGCUUCCAGUACAAGAUGCGUGCCGUAUACGCCCAUUUCCCUAUUAACCUUAUUCUUGCUGGUGACAGCAAGAGCGUCGAGAUCCGUAACUUCUUGGGAGAGAAGCGUGUGCGUAGGGUCGAGAUGGCCGAUGGCGUCACGAUCAAGGACGACAAGAACCAGAAGGAUCAAGUGCUUGUUGAGGGUAACGACAUUGAUGCCGUUUCGCAAAGUGCCGCCAUGCUUCACGGUGUGACGCUGGUCCGGAACAAGGAUAUCCGCAAGUUCCUUGACGGUAUCUACUGCACUGACAAGACUACCGUUGUCCAGGAGCUGUAA